Molecule: messenger RNA, 1671 nt
Organism: Quercus robur (English oak)
Lineage: Eukaryota; Viridiplantae; Streptophyta; Magnoliopsida; Fagales; Fagaceae
Product: pentatricopeptide repeat-containing protein At1g63080, mitochondrial-like
Exons: 2
Coding region: 242-862 (206 amino acids)
Molecular function (GO): protein binding
Source: RefSeq, a predicted model, not a curated record
CUUUAGUCUUACCUUCGAACAAAUCAUUCUCAUUCUUCUUUCAAAAAAAAAAUCAUUCGCUUCUCAAAAAAAAAAAAAAAAAAAAUCAUUCUAAUUCUUUACACUCGUUACUCACUGCUUCGCUCUCCGAUCUGCCACUCCACCACCAUGAUUUCUUCUUACGAUUUUUGAAGUUCCGAAGCUAAGCCGAAACCAAACCCGACCCGAGUUGGUAGCUGAGACUCUGUGUCGUCAUUGUGAAAUGGGUAAUAUUUUUGGAGCUGUGAGGUUGGUAGAGGAAAUGGUGAAGAAAGGGUAUGAGCCUAAUGUGAUUACUUGUGGAACAAUAGUAAACGGUCUGUGUAAGAUUGGCCAGACUGGUGUGGCUAUUAGGUUGCUCAGGAAGAUGGAGAAAGGGCGUUGUGAACCCGAUGUGGUACUGUAUAGCACGAUCAUUGACAGUUUAUGUAAGGAUAGAUUUGUAACUGAGGCUUUAAACCUUUUAUCUGAAAUGAUGAGUAAAGGCAUUCAACCAAAUGUUGUCACUUACAAUUGCAUAAUUCAAGGACUAUGCAAUUUUGGCCGGGGGAGGGAGGCGGCUACUUUGUUGAACGAGAUGGCACAAAGGAAGAUCAUGCUGGAUUUGCGAACCUUUAGCAUAUUGGUGGACACACUUUGCAAAGAAGGGAUGUUGAUGGAGGCAAAAGAAGCAUUUGAAAUGAUGAUUCAAAGAGGCAUUGAUCCUGACAAAGUCACUUACACUUCUUUGAUUGAUGGUUAUUGUUUGCAAAACCAAAUGGAUGGGGCAUUUAAGACGUUUAAUAUGAUGGUUGAGAAGGGUUGUUCACCCGAUGUGUUUAGCUAUACCAUAUUGAUAAAUUGAUAUUGCAAAAAUAAAAAAAUUGAUGAGGCAAUGCGUAUCUUUCAUGAAAUGUCCAACAAGGGAGCGAUUCCUGAUGUUGUGACUUACAACACUCUUAUCGAUGGGUUUUUCAAAGAGGAGAGAUCCCAGGCUGCACUGGAGCUAUUCCAUAAAAUGCAAGCUUGUGGCCAACACCCAAAUCCCCUAACCUAUGCCAUCUUGUUAGAUGGAUUUUGUAAGAAUAGACGAAUUACUGAGGCAAUGGCAUUGUUUCGGGAGAUGGAAGAAAAAAAGUUGGACCACAAUAUUGUGUUUUACAACAUCUUGAUUGAUGGUUUCUGCAAUGUUGGGGAACUUACAACUGCAAGAGAAAUCUUUAGUGGUCUUUUUGUAAAAGGAUUGCAACCUAAUGUUCGGACUUAUACUAUAAUGAUCAAAGGAUUUUGCAAGAAUGAACUAGUUGAUGAAGCGGGUGAGCUGCUUGAGGAAAUGGAUAGCAACGGUUGUUCACCCGACCAUCGCACAUAUAACACAUUAAUCCAAGGGAUAUUGCAACAUGGUGAGACAUCAAAGGCAGUGAAAUAUCUCAAAAUGAUGGUUGACAAGGGAUUUUCGGCAAACGCAACAACUGCUGCCAUGUUUAUUGACUUGCUGUUGUCUAAUCAAGUAGAUGAAAAUAUUCAAGAGCUGCUUCCAAAGUUUGAGUGAAGGUUAUUUAGUUUCUCAAGAUCAAGAACAACUUUUAUAUUUUAACCCAUCACUAGUCAUUUGCUUCCAGUAAAAUUUAAUACUUUUUAUGAGAUGGUAUUUCUUUCCAAUUCUGUGCACUA